AUGAGUAGUCAUAAACCACAAUGUGAAUUCCUUCAGAUUUCUGGACAAAUCCUCGACUGUAGAUCAUUCGACUACUCUUUGUCAACCUGUUCUUUCUCAAAAGAGACAGCUGUUCCAGUGGGAAACGGCCAGCUCAAACAACGCAACGACUCGACUUAUUACGAAAAAAUAUGCGUGGCUGAGAACGUAGCGAAGGAUUGUUCACCAACUUUCACUCGCUUUCCGCAAAUGGUUCUCGUAGGUUUUGCCGAAGCGGUAGCUGAUGCGAGCACUUUUGAGGCUUGUUUUGAGUAUUGUCUAGACAGUCUAACUACAUUUGGAUUCAACUGCUCCAGCGGCAUGUACUUUUUUGAGGUGAAGAAUCAUCAGCAGGAAGCUCAGCUGAACUGCAUAUUAAAUUCAGAGGAUCGACAUACUCAAAAUGAAUUGUUCGCAGAAGAAAACACUGAUAUAGUGGACUACUUUGAAAUCAAUUGUCAAAAGAGAAAAACACGACCGCGAAUGAGAUCUGCAAAGACCUUUUGUAAUCUUCCUUUAUCCUAA
Molecule: messenger RNA, 543 nt
Organism: Strongylus vulgaris
Lineage: Eukaryota; Metazoa; Nematoda; Chromadorea; Rhabditida; Strongylidae
Source: the annotation of a GenBank genome assembly